AACACCUUGUAAACUUAUUGCAAUUUUAUUAAAUUUUAUUUUAAUUUUUUACGAAGAUAGAUUUUAUUUCAAAAUCUGAAACAUGAACUCGUUUUUUAAGUUUAUUUGAUGCGGAGGUGCGAAAUGUCUGACAUGUAAACUAUAGCACGAUAUGUAAACUAAACUUGAGUUAAAUGUCACAAUUUUGGUAAUGUUUAUGCUAUCGUGUCUGUACUGAAUUUUCUUUUCGAAUAUAUCUUGUGAGUCAUGCCAAUUACAACAUGCCUUUGAUAAUUAAUGGAAUACUUUUAGAAGAAUUGCCUCCAGAUACAAGAUCCUUAUUCGAAUCUUAUCCUCACUUGAAAGAUGUUGCUGCAGCACUUAUUGCUCAAGUUCCUAAAGUUAUUGGACCUGUCGGCUUGUUAUAUGUUCAUCAAAGAGAAUAUGCAGUCACAUCAUCUCAUGAUAAAAAUAUUACUGUAGUUGGUACAGAUGAUACAACAACAUGCAGCAUGGUGGUUUUGAAGCAUACUGGCUCUGGUAUCUCUUGUCUUGCUCACUUUGAUGGAUCUGGUCUGGAACAAGGUGUUAUAAAUAUUGUCAGACAUGCACAAGACCUUUCAAUGAAUGUAUUAGAAGGAAGACUGGAACUUCAUAUGAUUGGUGGUUUCUUAGAUCUGAGGCAUUACUCUGAAGAACUUGCUGUUCAAUUAUUAUAUGCCUUUCACAAACAGCCAGUAAAUAUUCACCUUGUCACAGCUUGUAUUUGUGAACUUAAUAAUUCUUUACGUGGAAAUAUUAACUGGCCUGUGAUUUAUGGAAUAGGUUUAAAUACGAAAAGUGGUGAAAUAUUCCCUGCAACAUUUCCUGAUAAAGGUCCAGAUUUAGCUCUUCGUUCUGCCAGAUAUUUUACAGGGUGUUAUGAUAUGCUUGAUAUAUAUGACUGCCAUUUGGGCAUGUUGAGAAUUGGACCUUACAAUUAUGAACCUUUAAGAGGUGUUGACUUGUGGCUUGCACAGAGUGAUGAUUUUAUAUUAAGGCACUUGUCUACGUCUCCAGAAGUAGAACCUCCCAGUUUCGUGCCUCAAGUACGGGCCACCUUAAAGUAUAUUCAACAGAAUCCUUUUCCUGGUAUCACUGUUUUUCCUGAUAAUCGUCCGCAUUUUUAUCAAAAAGAUGAAUCUGGAAAUUGGAUAAGAGUUUGUUAUUGAGUAGUAAUUUCUUUUGUAUUCAUACUACUUGAUUUUAAAUUAUAAAAAAGAGCUUGAAUACUGUUUUUAAUCUUAAAAUUAUUGCAGCUAGCCAAACAUAAAAGGACUAAUGUAUAAUAAACUCAAUGUAUAGUUAAACACAUUUUUGUGACUUAUAUAUGAUAUGCUAAAACUUUUACCAACUUGCAAAUUGAAAUGAGUACCAUUGUUUAUUGAUUAUAUCAUUUCACAUUAAUCAAAGCUAUUAAUUUUGGCCAGUAAAUCAAUUUCUUUCUUCAAGGAAUUGAUAUUUUUGAACAUUGCUUGAUUUACUUUUGUUCACCUCCAAGUUUUGAUUAUCUAUUUUUUUUCCUCUUGGAAAUUGAAAUGAAAAAUAUUGAAAAACAUUUGAUGGUUUAUUGUGAUUUUUAAGAUUUUUUAAAACUAAAAUUUUAGUUUUUUAACUAGAAAAUUUUAAAUAGUUAACAGCUUUGGAUAUUUAUUUCAUUCCUUAUUUAUUUUUUUAAACAAUCAAUUUUCUCCUUUAGGAAAAAAAAAAAAUUUAUUUUUUGUUUGUAAUAUGGUUUAGUGAAUGAUUGUGGUGUGUAAUAUCUCCUUCUUAAAAACAUUUAUUAAACUAAAAAAUUUUAAUGCACCAUUUUUUUACUGUCAUCGUAAAAUGUUAUUUCAUAAUAUUGCGUGAAAAUAAUUUAAACAACAUAGAAAAUCAUCUUGGUUAUUUUGUCUUGUUAUGGAUCAAAUGAUGUUAUUAUAAUAACUAUUUCAAAGUCUCUAGAAUCUUAAGAAUAAUGUUAUGUAAAAAAGAAAGUUAGUUUCCUAUAAAAAAUUAUAACUUUCUAAUUCAAGGGUAAUUAUUUUUUCCUAUAAUUUACGUAUUAGACACAACUGUUUUUAAAUACAGUUGAAAAGUGUUAAUUGUGUGUAUUUUUUUUAACAUUUAGAUCUCAAAAAAAAUUACAUGAUAUAGGUCUUGGAGGAAAAACUUGUUGAGAUAUGUGUGAUUAAAUUUUUUUUAUGUUAAAUUAACUCAGUUUUAAAUGUUUGUAAUAAUUAAAUAAUUGUGUGUACCAUUCUUUUUAAAACCAUCAUUUUAAAUUAUUAAAAUUCAAAAAAAUGUAACUUGAAUUGCAAUUGCUAAUUGAAUUAAAGCAAAAAAAAAAUUCAAAAGCAUAUUUUAAGCAAUUGAGAAUUGUCUUUUGAGUAGUCAAUGCUCUUGAAUUGUUCCCUCAUUUUAUGCAUCAGUGAAAAAAUGGCAGUUAUGAAUAUAAUAGUUUUUGCUUUUAUCUGGAUUAAUACAUUGAUUAUAAAUUGUCUACCUCUUGUAGAUAUAUUUGUUUUCCACUUACUUUUUCCAAGUUUUUUUUACUAUUUCUCUUUGUCUAAUAUUUUAUUUAUUUUAAAAAAGAAUAAACAUUAACUUCAAGAAUAAUGCUGAGUACUGCAAAAUUUUUAAUAGUGGGUUGUUGAUUGACCAAGCUCGGUAUGAAGAAGUUAGACUAUUCAGUGUUAUAGUUACUUGAUUACAAAAGAGAAGAGAUCAGAAUCACAAUCCUGCCUAUUUAUUUUGUUUUACUGCUUUUACUUUGUAAAAAAUAUGCGUAAAAUAUUUUUUAUGCAUUAUUUACCUAAUAUUGUUUGGAAAAAAGGGGGCAUGCGUAUUUGUAUAAAUGCCAAAUAUAUUUUUAAACACAUUAUUUAAAAAAUGAAGAAGUUGAAUUUGCUUAAAUGUCAUUUUAAAAUAAAUCUUACAUUGUGCAAAUAAAUUGGAAAAAGAAACCAUCAGUUGCAAUUGUUAUGAAUGCUAUAUUUUAAUGUUAUAUGAAAUUGAACAACUUCAAGCUGUUAAAGUUUAAAAUUUUAUGUCGGUCUUGUGUAGGUAUAUACUAAAAUAACUGAAAUUUUGUGCUGGGUACUGUGAAGUGCUUUACAUUUUGUGUGCCAUAAAUAUAGUGUCAUUUCGAGUGAUACAUUUAUGUAAUUAAUGUCAGACUUUAAUGUAUUUUGUUAGCUUAUUUAUGUAUAUUUAAAUUUGUUUUUAUUUUACAUUCAUGUUAUACCUGAUCUGUUAUCAUAGCUUCAAAAGUGUUGCAUUCUGUAUUAUCGAUUGAUCAAAACUUGUUGAAGGUCUUUUAUUCUGAGGUGUAAGUUUUAAAUAGAUAUUAGCUGUUUUUAUUCACUGUAUAUUGCCGACAAAUUCAUAGCUUAUAUAUAUAUAUAGCUGGAGGUGUUAUAGUUGAUCAUGAACGGCGAUAUUAAUUACUCUUUCUAUUUGUUUAGUUGUAAAGUCAUUAUUUUAUUGAAUAUUGGUUUUUAAGGCAUAUUGUAAAAAAUUUUGAAUGCAUUUACAAUAGAUGGAUUCUUCUUAUCCCCUUAUCAAAAUUUUCCCUGUUUCUGACAUUUGUCAUAUACCAUUUAUUUUUAAUAAUCUGUUGUGCUUUUAUGAAUUUUUUUUGCUUAUUGAUGUUUUUUUUUUUCCCUUUAAUGAUUUUUUUAAGAAAAAUGGUGUUAUUACUAUUUAAAAAUUUAGAUAAAUACAAUUGAACCUUGAUAUCUUGAACUCUCCAAGAGAAACUAGAAAGUUCAAAUUAUCAAAAUUAAAUAUUAUCAACAAUAAAAUAAAGAAAAAACAAUUUUUUCAAAACUCUUGUUUAAUUUUUUAAGUAAACAUCGUUCUGAUGUAAAAUUUUAGUUGGAAAAAAAAGGACUUAAUUGUUUAUAAGCCAUAUUUUAUCUAUUACUCAUAGGUCAACAGUUUUAAAUAUAUCCUCUGACAUAGUUUACUUGUUCUGCUGAGCUCUUUUAAGAUCUCUUUUUCAAACCUCUUCCCAGUACUUUGAUAAAUUGUUUUUUAACUUCAAUAAUAAAUAUAUUCAGUGCCUGGAAUUAUAUAUUUUGAAAAUGGAGGACAAUUUGUCGAACACUGAGUUGAUACAAAAGUCAUGGAAGUAUUUUUUUCCCGUUUGAAAUAUCCAAAAAAUCUGAUACCAAAGUUUGACUGUAUACAGCAAAAUUAUAAGACUUCGUAAUUUUUUUCAUUUCCUUUGAAAAUUAAGUAUCAUAUUUUCAAGUGUCUAAGUUGACUUUUUCAACCCCUUAAUAAAAUUGAGUGAUAUAAUUUACAUACCUUGCAUUACAGAACAUCUGGCCAUCUAAAAUAAUUGUAACUAAAUAAUAUACCUAAAAGAUGCUGCUGAAAAUUUCCAUAUUGACGUUGAUCCUUCAGUUAUUAGUCUUUUUAGUUUGUUUUAUGCUGAGUAUAUGAAUCUCGAUGUAAGAUGCUUUUAAUCUUUCCAAAUACUUAUUUCAUCAUUCUUUAUCUAAGGUGAUCUUCAUCAGUUCAAUUCACAAGAUGUGCAUAAAAUACGUUCCCUUUAGUCUGGUUUAACAAAGCUAUAUUUUGCUAAACCCAUUUGUUUUCAUUUCAAUUCGCUAUAUUAAGUUGGAUUGAUCUCUUACUCAUCAAUGUCACAUUCACGUUUACCAAAAAAAUUCUCUCACGUUUAAUAAACUUGUGUAAUUUCAAAAAUUUUUAUGAAUUUUGAGUGUUUAUUUUUUUUUUUAAAUAUCUGAUUUUUGCUACACUGCAAAAUAAUUUUCUCAUAAGGCCUGUACCGUUUGCGGCUGCAGAGUUACAAUUCAUGAUAUUUAUGUUGAACUAUUUAAUUAAACUAUAUUCAUAUUUCUAUAUAUUGGGUUUUCACAGUGUUAGUUUUGUGCAACCCAGCUAAAGCACCCUUUUCCAAUCUUUGUUUUUUUACCUUUAUUUCACUACAUUUCUGCUUAUCCACCAGCAAUUCAAAAUCUUGUCUAACCCUCCUUAAUUAUGUGGUCAAUCUUUUUUUAUUUGUAUCCUUUAUUUUAGGAGCAAAUGCAUUGGGGUUUUUUUCUUUGGAAGAUAUUGUAUAUUUAACUUUACCUAUAUCUCACUUGUGGGUUGUGUGUUCUGCUUAUACUUUGGGCCAUAAGCUCUAUCUUCUAUUCAGUUAUGUACAUCUUUAUGAAUAAAAUACCAGGAGAUUCCACACCGUUGCAAUCAUCUGGGUACUUUGAUGGGCACCCCAUCUGCUGCUAAAUUGCAACAUAUUAAAUUGAAUCACAAAUAAGUUCUUGUACUUCCUGUGUCUCACUAUCAGGUUUGAAGAGUGCUAAAUAAGUUAAAAAUAUUUUAUUUCAUCAAAAAUUAAUUUUAGUUUCUUUCCAUUCAAAAACUUACUUUAAAACUUUUUUAAAAAAGAAAAAUAAGGUUCUAUAUUUUGUGUUGUAACCAAUAAAUUUGCAUUUGACCAUUUAAAUUCAAUUUUUUUUAAAGAGUGUAUUCUUUCUCAGAUUUAAAUAUAAAAAUUCAACUAAAAUUCAGCAGACUUCCAAUACAAAAAUGUUUUAAUGUCUCAACCUUAUUUAAUCACUGACCCACCUGAGCAUCAUCCUUUUAUACUCUAUUGCCAAUCGACCCUUGUUUACUAUCAAGAAUAAGUACAUAAAACAACUUAUACACCUGGAAAAUAUGUUACAUAAAACAUGACUUUAUUAAUGAGUAUUUUUGAGUGGUAAAUUUAGCACUUUAUUUUUAUACUUUUAAAGACAAUAAUUUAAUUUUCUUUCUUCUCCUUUUUAUAUUCACGCUUUAAAAUGUCUCCAAAAUUAAAUAGUUUGAAGGAGUGGUGUAUUUUUAUAUAGCUGUUAAAUAAAGAUGCUUCUCUAUUUUAAGGUGGGUAAAUAAGAUGAAUUUGUGAUACCAUUUUGUAAAUAUCUCUAAUCUGUUUCUCUGCAUUUUUUUUUUCCUUGUAUGUGUUGACUGGCACGGUUGUGUUUGUCAUUUUAUUAAGCAAUUUCAAAUGUAUACAUUUAAGAAUGUAUUUGUAUUUUAUGCAUUUUUAAAUUAUUUUCUUUUUUUAUUUAAUUUAAAUGUACUUAAUUGGUUUUAUAAAAAAAAGUUUACAAGUAAUUAAUCUUGAAGUUUUAAAAUCUUACUGUGUUUAUAUAUUACUUUUUUUUAAACUUAAAACAAAAAAAAAUAUUUAUUUUAGCUUAUUAAUCUUAAUGUAAGUCGAAUUAUUACUAAAUUAUAUUCUGUAUACAUAAAUCUUUUUACUUGAUUCAAAUAGUUAACUGCUCAUUGUGCAAUGAUAAAACAUUUCUUCUAUCUGACUGUGAAUCUCUGUACAUUUUCAUUGAUAACUUUUUUCUUUGAUCAAGAAAUCACUUGUUGAUUAGUACACUUUUAAAGUUGAUUUUUUUUUUCAAGGACAUUUAUGUUCUAAAAGUUUUGUAACUAUGUUUUUGUUCUUGUAUAACCAUCAUGCCUACAGAUUUUAUAUCUUGGUUAUAAAAAUAAAUAUUUUUUGAGUAAA
Parasteatoda tepidariorum (common house spider) is the source of this 6541-nucleotide messenger RNA. It is a transcript of the gene Ntan1, whose product is annotated as N-terminal amidohydrolase 1. Lineage: Eukaryota; Metazoa; Arthropoda; Arachnida; Araneae; Theridiidae. Gene Ontology annotation, molecular function: protein-N-terminal asparagine amidohydrolase activity. The record is from RefSeq and is a predicted model, not a curated record. Gene Ontology annotation, cellular component: nucleus. Gene Ontology annotation, biological process: ubiquitin-dependent protein catabolic process.